Messenger RNA from Brassica napus (rape), 7200 nucleotides. RefSeq names its product F-box protein At2g05970-like. Lineage: Eukaryota; Viridiplantae; Streptophyta; Magnoliopsida; Brassicales; Brassicaceae. The record is from RefSeq and is a predicted model, not a curated record. The coding region runs from base 296 to 1477 and encodes 393 amino acids. The transcript is spliced from 2 exons. Gene Ontology annotation, molecular function: protein binding.
AGAUUAAUUACAAAUUGUAUUAGUCUUAUUAAUAAUUUUAUUUAUCUCAAAUACUAUUGUUUAAAUAUGCGUAAUUAAUAAGAACAUAAAUGUAAUUCAAUCAUUUUUUAAUUUAUGUGAAAAAAUUUAAACUGAUAUUUUUUUUUAAAAAAAAGGAGGGAGUAUUAAAUAUUUUAGGCAUUAGGUGUUGAGUUAUUACCCGUUUAACACCUAACUAGGGUUUGUCCUGUUUUAAAUAGAGUAGUAAAGCCGAUACCAACCAGAUUUCGAGUUAGAGUGAAAACUCAUCAUCAACAUGGGCGUAAGCAAGAUGAAACUUAGCUGGUCGGAGCUUUGUCCUGAUUUGCUGCGAUGUGUUUAUGAACGUCUCAGUUUCACGGAUCUAAUUCGAGCUAAAUCAGUUUGUUCGUCGUGGCACUCAGCUUCGAGAGGCUUCCUCCCUAAACGCAAUCAGAAUCCAUGGCUGGUUCUCUUCCCGAGCAAUGGCAGCCACGAUAGCAAUGGUACUUGCUUGUUCUUCGUUCCGGAGGAUAAAGACAAAGUCUACAAAACCAGAGAUCUUGGUGUUGACUUUGCUCGGAGUCGUUGUCUUGCUACUUACGGUAGCUGGCUCUUGAUGAUGGACAACCUGUGGAAUCUCAACGUUCUGAAUCCCUUAACCGGUGAGAGGAUUGACUUACCUGCACUUACAGAGCCUGUAGUGCCUGAAAGAUUUAGACCAAUGUUGAAAUCUAGUUUAGCUUGUCUCUGGAUUGACAAGAAAACCAAAGAUUACCUAGUUGUCUGGACGAUGGAGCACUUCCUGGUCUUUACCAAGAGAGGGAUUAACACGUGGCGAAGGUUUUCUUCUAACUACGUGGGAGGGACCACGGGGUAUGUACAAAUGGUCUACGAUCACAAGGCUCAAAAGCUCUACGCCCAUCGUCUUUGUUAUGGUGACAUCAAGAUCUGGUGUUUCUGUGGAGAUGAUGAGCCGCAAGAAGUUUUUGAAGCCGAGUCUGCUUGCCUUACUGGCUUCAGUUAUCGCGAUUUCCUCCCUAAUAGGUGGCGAACAAAUGGUUUUGACUUUGAAAAAGAAGCAGGUUUAUUCACGGCUGAGUAUGUUAACGGCUGGAUAAACAUUGCACUCACGGUAUCGGGACAAGUCCUCAAGGUAUCUACUGUAGUGCAACGCUCCAAGAGAUGGCUUUUUCGCAUUCACCAGAUAUCUCAUGUGACCAAAAAGUGGAAAGAAAUUGAAUCUUUGGGAGAGAAAGCAUUGAUAUUAGACAUGGGUAUCACUGUUGUCGCCAAAGACAUCCCAGGGAUCAAAAGAAACUCGAUCUAUUUCAGUGGCGUUGGUGAUGGCAUAGAGGACCAGGACAACAUUUUUGUCUUUGAUCUAGCCACCCAAAACAUCCAACGUCUGCCACAGUGUGUUUUCUCUCCCAUUCACUUCUCUGAUGCUCGAUGGUUCUUUCCCGGUUUAAGAAAUUAAUCUUCUUGUAAGAACUUUUAAGGAGGAGAGUUUGAGAAGGAGUUUUGCAUGGCAAAAGAAUACUAUGAAGAAAUAAGAACAUACUAGAUUUUGACCCGCACUUUGAAAGCGUGGAUUUAUUUGUUUUUCAUUUAUUAAUCGAAAGCUUAUUUACAAAUUACCAUUAUUUUUGCUUCGAACCACAACAAUUGAGUUUUUAGGUUUUUAUCAUUUGUUUUUUUUCCUCUUCAAAAUAUAGUAUUUGUUCGAAAUAUGGUAGUUGUUCUAUAAUAAUGUUUGAUUUUUAAGAUUUGUUUUUAUAUUUGACCUAGAUUCAUGGUUGAACCUAUAGACCCGAUACUUUGUAUAUAAUCCGGUUCAGAUUUAAUGAAAAAAUCGUUAAAUUAAAAUUCUGAUAUAACCCGGUAAAAACCCAAAAACUCACUACUAGCUUGCGAUCUGAUACCAUUGAUCCGAUUACAAAAUUCUGAUAGUACUUUUUUAAAAAAUUGAUUAAAUUACUCAUAUAUUUUUUAAUAUUACAUAAAUUAGUGAUUCCUUAGAAUUUGAUAAAAAUUUAUUAUGCUAUCCAAAUAAAAAAUGAUAAUAUAGAAAACCUUAUUGAUAUGAAAAUAUUAGUUUAUUUUCGUUAUUAAUAACCUAUUAUAAGUUUGUGUUUUUAUUUUAGAUUUAAAAAUUGAUUUUAAGAUAGUUUUUAAAAUAUUCUAGAAUACUCGUAAUUGUCAUAUCAAUAUUAUGUAUAAAAUGACAUUAUACAUAGAAAAAUGAUAUUCAAAUACGUAUAUGAUAUAUGGUGUAGGAUAUAUGACUUUGGUUUGUAUUGAAAAUCUGUAUAAUAUUCAAAUGAUAUAUUUUGAAUAUUGAUACGUAUAUUUAAGAAAAUAAUAUUUUCACGUUUCUUAAUUUAUUUAUAGUUCAUAAUAUAUUUAUACUUAUAUUAAAUAUAAAGUUAGUAUAUCUUUUAAAUAUAUAUAUAUAUAUAUAUAAGCCCAUUAUUUAUAGAUCCAUUUAGGUGUAUCUGUAGGCCCAAAACCAAAAGACUUAAAUGCCAUUAAUGAAUUUUAUUAAUCAUUUGUAAAAAUAAGGGUAUUUUUGAGAAAAUUGUAAUUUUCAUUAAGGGUAUAAUUUGGGAAUGAUCCUCUUUUAAUGGUACUAGGAUCGUGUCCGCGCUACGCGCGGAUAUUGGAUGAAGUUAAAAUUUGUAUAUGAUUAUAGUUGUGGCUGUUUCUGGUUGUUGUUAAAAUAGAUUUAAAGUAAUUAUAAGAAUGAAUAUAUGACACUAAGUUUUUUAAGAUUGAUUGUUCAUUUUUUUAUGCGAAUAUAGUUGGAAGUCAAUCGAUAGAGAUGUAAAAGUAGAGGGGAGUUGAUAUUUUUGGUUGUGUAAAGUGGUUUUCUGUAGUAAUGGAAAUUAAAUUAACGUGUUGAAAAUUAAAAAUAUGUAAAAGAACUUCGUAAUUGAGAUAUUGUUUAGCAUUAUGGUGUUUUGAAUUUGAACAUAAUCUUUUAAAAGUGUGUUUAGGUCUUUCAUUAAUAAACUAAUUAGAAAUUUUAUGAAUUACAUGGAAAAAAGGCCCGUUGAAAAAAACUUAUGAACGAAAAACCAGAUAAAUUGAUCGAGAAUUUAAUACUAAGGUUUUGUUGUGUUACUUUCAAAGUAUAACCUACCAGAUCAAACUAUCUCUACCCUUAAUUUUGCACUUAAUAGUUAAGAUGUUCUGUCCGAAUUUUAGACAAAUGAUUUCUUGGAUUCCAAAGAGGGGUGAUUGGGUUCGUAUGUGUUCGAGAAUUCUAUAAACGCACAGUAAAGUUGUAAUUUUGAUUUACCUCCAGCAGGUGGAGGAUCAUUGUGGUUUGAUUUGACCACCAUGUUGAGGAAAACGACCCUUUGACGAAAGAAAUAAUUAGAAAAUGAGUCAGCGAAAGAGAGAGAUCUUGAAAUGUGGAAAUCCACUGAUUGAGUAACUUACACGUAAUAGUUGUAUCCGCCUUUCUUCUCGUUGCAAAUUUCUGAGUGGAAGAUGAUGUGAAUGUUAUGUGGAGCUGAGGUUGUUAACCGGUUUGUAUCAAAUAUGCAAUGUUACUGAAUUUAUUCGUAUAUUUUGUUGAUUUGUAUUGAUGAGACAAAAGAUUUUUUUGAACUUUCAGUGAUUGCCGCCGGUGAUUGUGGCAGGAGAUGUGCUACUUGCCUUUCUGAUAUUAUUGUCUACCGAGAAGAACAUUUAGGUAUUAUAAUCUAUUGAAGAUUUUUAUAUUUAAUGUGAUACGUUUAAAAUAUGAAAAUUUUGUGUGAAUUAAAAUAAUUAGUUACAGUCAUCAAAUUGAAGCGAGAGAAAAAAAACAAACAAUCUGACAAUAAGAGUUCAUAAUUGUCUUUGUUCAUUACUCUUUGUCUCUGUUUUAAGAAGAAAAGUUACAAAACAACAUAAUAGAUUUUGAAUUGCAUAACCAAGAUUCUGGUGCAAGAACAAACCACUAUAUUUUUUAAACAGACUUGAUAGCUGUCUUUAAUUUUUUUUUUUUUAGAAAUUUAAUUUUUAAAUAAAAAUUAGGAGCUAUAUUAGUCUACAUUUUGAUCCGUGCUUCAAAAGCACGAAUUUUUCGGUUAAUACAAAUGUGAUACGAAUAGUAUUUUUGAUUAUGAUUUAUAUUAUUAAGUUAUUAUAUAAAUUUUUUUUUAAAAAUAAUAUAUAUAAUUUGUCAAUUCUUUUAUUUUAAAUUUUGUGUGUACAUUCUUAUCUCACAACAUCAUCUUUAUAUUUUUAUGCAUUAUAUAAAAGUUAAAUUUGUUGGCAUAUGUUAGACUAAUUUAAAAAUAUAUAUUUGCAGGGGUUACAAAAUAUAUAGAAUAUAAAUGUAGUUUCUAAAUGUAAUUAGAUUUCUUUAUGUUGGACAUGUUCCUAACUUGAUAGUAUUGACUUGAAUUAGUAAAACAAAUAGAGAUUUUUAUAUAGAAGCUUAACAUGGUUCAUUUGCACGUUAUAAAUGAGUCCAAGACAUAUUUAUGUACACUUAUGUGCAUGCAGUAUCAUAAUAUUCCAAGACAUAUUGCCAUAAGUCAGGCCUCGAUAGUUUUUUUCUUCUAGCUUUACGUGUGAACACGACAUAUCAGCCCCUGAGUCACCUGGAUGGGCUGAAGAAAUGCAUUGUAUUGGAUGAUGUGAAAGUACAUGCUAAUUUACUGCAACACACUCAAUUUCAUUCACACAACAUAAAUUCUAACUACGAUUUAAAAAUGCUACUAUUUUCGCACCACCUUGUUUCCGACUGUUUUGUUAUGAUCCAUUUCUGCAAAUGGAUAAACUUUAUUGGAUUAAUUAAGAAUUACCGCUGCAACUGAAAAUUUUGUCUUGAUCUCCAUCGCUGAUUUGGAUGUCUUCACUUGGGAGCGUUGCUGCUUUGAGCUCCUCCAACUGAUCUAAGAUCAAACGUCUUUAUUUUAUUGAAGCUAUCAAUCAUCUUUGGAGGCGUUAAGCAACCAAAGGUAGAACAGUUGAGUCUAUGUUUUCGUACGUUUAUUUUUUUUUUGGAAGAAGAGCCACCACCAUCACCACCACCUGCUUCACACUCCGCUACAUCUUCGUUAUCAGCUUUUGAUCCUUCAUCAGUCGCGUUCGAAACAUAGGAUGCCUUUGUCUUCUUCUUCAUCUAGUGCAUAUCAACACGUGCCUCCUCCUUUAUUUUGCUGCUUCCUGCUUCUUUCAUCGCCUUGUCUUCCACCCACAGAGGCUUCGUGGAAGCUUCAGCAUCAGCGGUUGGUGCUUUGGAGAGGUCAUUGAAGAAAUUCUGUGGAGGAGGUUCAGAACUCUGCUCUGCUGCUGGUCUCUGAGAAGUUGUUGGAUGAAGAAAGUUCUUAAAGUCAUCAAUCACUUUAGCGCUUCUAUCACCUCCUCUUUCUAGAUUGUGAUUCUCAGAGGAGGUUCCAGCAUUGUUACCUUUACCUUUCCCUCCACCACAUGAGAGACCCAAGCUGAGCUCAAGCCCAUUAUCAUCAUCCAUUUUUUUUGUUUCACACUAUCCUAAACAGCUCAACAGAUCGUUACAACAUCCCCUGUCAUCUGAGAAAAAUCAUUAGUCACAAAAAAGGAACCCAAUCAUCACUUUCCCUUUUAAAAAUUUAUAACCCAAAAAAGGAAACAUACAAAAAGGUGUAGACUUUUCGAUCUGUUUACGGACAAAAAAACUCUGAAGACUCUGGUAAUGAUUAAUAGCACUACAAUAAGCAGAAGAUCUGUCAGGUAAUGAUGUUCGGUAAUAUUAUCAUAAACCUCUUGAAUCACUCCAAAGUACCAGACUUUGGAGUUUGGAAUCAUCAUAGAUUAGUAUCCAGAACCCUUACUACAGAGCUGGAGAGCCAAGUCAGCUUAACUUAGAGCCAUUUCAAUCACAAAGAAACUCAGAAAUCUUAAAUUGAGUCAGAGAGUGAACAAAAGUAAAACCUGAAACAAUGACGAUCAGAAGAAAAGAAAAAACCCUAGCAGCUUCGCGGCGUCGCUUUGUGUCUACGUUUCCAUACGUCUAUGUGCCAUUGCUUUUUUCUCCAUCUUCUAACGAUUAUGAUGUGGAGAGUCUGUAGGGAUCUUGAAUGGAGGAUUUAUGGGAGCACAUUGAAGUACCAGCACUCACAUCCGAGGCGUUAUGCGGGAGGAGCUGGGGGAGAGGAAGAGAAUCAAUGAAGGGAUGAGACGGCGAUUAGGGUUAGGUGGAGAAGGAGCCAUAUGUUUAGAACACGGGAUUGUGCGACAUCACUGUCAAGAGAAACUCGGGAUUGGGCUGCAAGAUGGGUCAAAUGGGCUCUGAAGGUCACUAAUUUUUUUUAAUUUCAAGCCCAGUCCAAAAUGACCUGGCACUUUGAUUGGUCAUGAUUAUUUUGACCAUGUGGAUAGCCUUAGGAAGCUCAAAUUUAGCUUCUUUUAUAUAGUGGGAUUGAUAAUAAAAUUAAAUGGGAUUCCAAAAAUCCAGUUAAAAACAGAUCGAUAAAUAUGUUUGCAUAGCCAUUAAAUGAUAAUCUUUCCAUGGCUAGCGGCAGAGCCGCCCUGAAAUUUAAGAGGACAUAGGCUACUUAUCAAAGAUUUGAACUAUUUUUUUUUUACAAAGUUGGAAGCCUAAAUUUUUUUUUUUUUUGAGAAUUAUGCUUAUAUCACUUUCUUCAAAGAUUUUGGAGACAUAAUGCCAAUGUUUCAUUCAAUUUUGGCGGUUACCCUGAAAGUCAUGUUUGAUUCAAUUAUAACUUUUCUUUCAUUGGUUUUAACGAUCUUGCACAUGUUUUGAAAAGAAUUACAUUAAAUGACUCGCUUUAUAAAGUUUAUUAUUUGGAUCAAAUUUGAUCUAAAGCAACUACAUCGUCAAAAUGGUAUGUAAUCUGGAUCUCCACAGUCUUAACAAUAGAGUGUGUUUCUAGAGAAGUUGAGAUUCUGCAUUCGGAAGCCACAUACAGACUCCAGCAGCUUCAAGCUCAAAACUUAUGCAGAAGGAAAGGAGAACUCAAAAAUAAGAAUUGGUUUGCCACAAAAUAUGGGAAAUAAUAUACUUGAUGCAAAACCCACCUCAUGCAAGCUUGGUUUAUCAAGAAAUAUAAAAUAAGUUUCUUGAGAUCUUAGCUAUACUCAGAAACAAAACGCACCUCACGCAAGCCUAGUUUUGAAGAGCUUAAGUUCACAUUUAUAUAUUCCAUAGUUUCUUGUUUGCAUCAAGAAACAUAGUCUCAUUGCAUAUGUUAUUGACUC